Molecule: messenger RNA, 635 nt
Organism: Monomorium pharaonis (pharaoh ant)
Lineage: Eukaryota; Metazoa; Arthropoda; Insecta; Hymenoptera; Formicidae
Exons: 2
Coding region: 58-540 (160 amino acids)
Source: RefSeq, a predicted model, not a curated record
UCGUUGAUUGUUUUCCAGCAGGUUUUGCUUUCGCAAUGAACGCAACUUUGAUAAAUCAUGUAUGUUGAUAAAGUACUUUUAACAAUUGUCCUUUGCGCGACAAGCGCAUGGUGCAGCGACCGAACGUUGACGCGAAAUGCCAGGACAUUUGAUACAUCAUUAUUCUUCACGUGGCCACAAACAUUAUUCAGCAAUCGGCCCGAUAUUUCAAUUAUCCCAAAAUUCUGGCCCAAUCGAUUGCAGAUCCAGGAAUGGACCAAAAACGGUAUCAUAAGUCUAUUACGUCUUGUGUCCUUCAUAAAUAUGGAACAUGAGCCUAUGCAUAUCGAAUUCAAACCAGAAGAUGGACCACGCGCUGCAAAAACCUAUCAACAACGCUUCGGAUAUCGCGGAGAGUAUCUUAUUCAACACUUAGGGAACGGUCUUGGUCCUAACAUUCGAUUGAAUAGGCAACCUGUAUUUAGUACGUUCUCGAUGUCACCUCCAAUUCCUUUUAAACGUAGUAAUAAUUUAAAGUGCAAUAGCGUAAGCGAUAUUUGAUGCAAUCGGUAGAAUUAUAAACUAUUAUAGCUAAGUUAGUAAUAGGAUAGAGAGUUAGAAAUCUAAAAUAAAAAUAAUCAUCAAGUACAAAUCAA